GCCCGUCUGUCUGUUGCAUUGUCUCAUUGGGGACGCAGCGCACGGAGCGCAGCGCCGCGGACACUCCACGGACCGCCAGGCUGAUUAGUGACAGAGAAAAAGGACAAUGUCAACAGCAAACCGAGCCUGGGUUAAUGAGAGACAUGACUGCUUAAUGCUCGUUCGGUGUGCCGGUGGAUUGAGGAAUUCUGUGCCAGUCAGCGGGUCUGCCUGAGCUGCAGGCUGCAUGGCACCACAGAUGGACUGGAUUACAUUCCCUUAAUGCUGCGUUGAUUCGAGCUGCUGCUAUGUUCGUAUCGCUCGUCCGGACCCGUGUUGCUCUACUGGGAGCUGCACCGUAGCCCGAUCCUUCCUCUCACCCGUUGCACGGUAGCUGGUCAGCGGUGCGCCCCGGUUCCGCCUGCCGGCACCCCGACGAGGAUGGCCGCCCGCCGCGGCUGCGUAAACUCGCUCUGGUCGGGCACCGAGCGCGUCCGCAUCGGAGAGCGCCUCAAGGCGACGCUGGCCGGGGUGCUGGAGCUGGAGGUGCUCAGGUGCAAACACCUGGAGAUGGUGGACGCCGCUCUGGAGGACCGAGUCGCCAACGACGAGGAUGCACAUGCGGAGGAGGGGAGCGGAACCUCGGAGAGCGCCGCCUCGGACGCCGAGCAUGGCUCUGCGACAUCCCGCAGGCAACAGGCUCCCUCUCCCACAGGUACGAUGGUCCUGCCCUGUCAGAGCAGCCCAGAGGACUGUGGUGGUAGUUCAGGAGACGGACCGGUCCACUUGUCAUCUGGCAGGGGGAGUAACUCACGCUGGUCCACUCUGUCAUGGGACGCCCCAUCAGACCUUCUCUCUUCCCCAACCCCGGAACUCAGUGGUGUGGUCCACCUGGACAGUGACUCCAGACCGAGUUCAGGUUUUUAUUCAGUGAGCGGGAGCUCUCUGUCGGACUCUUGCUACUCUGUGUCCAGUGAUGCCGCUCACGGAGGUCAGGGGCCACCUGCCAGACCCCUGAAGCUGUGGGAGCAGGCUCCUCUGUCGGCAGAUAACACUGACAUCCUGUGGUCAGAAGGUGCAGUGCAGCUGCAGCAGCCUGCACUCCAGACCAGCCAGGAGGACCCUGAACCAGCAGAGACACCUGUUUCAGUCCCAAGUGACCUUGAAGCAACGGGGCUGAGUUUUCUGUCAGACCUUUGCUCAGGAUUGGGUGACUCCCUGAUUUCUUCUCUCCUCCCACUUCUCAACCCUGCCUCCUCCUCCUCCAUUCAUUCAAAACCCCAGCUGGACCCCCGUUACUGCACAGACCUGGUGUCUCGCCGGACCAAAGAGGUGUACUCCUACCCAAGCCCACUGCAUGCCGUUGCCCUCCAGAGCCCCCUCUUCACCUCCCAGAGCCAGGAGCAGUCAGCCUCAGCGAGCCCUGAAGGACCACAGCAUGAUGAGCCAACAGAGUCACAGAACACUGAUCUGCCUCUCCAGCCACAGCAGCCCCCCACACCGGCCUCCUUCACCCAGCUGGAGCAGUACAUCUCUCGGCUGGCUCGCCAAUACCACAGUCGGACAACCUCCUCCACCUCUGAUCUCACUUCUGCUGCCACCCCUGGUCCAGCCACACGCAGAGGCCUUUGUACUCCUGGCAAAAGUCACGGCUCCACCCAGUCACUUUCUGCCUUUGAGAGCCGCAGCACACCCUCCACCCUGCCAGGGGGCAACAUCACACCCUGUAAGUCACUGCUGGGGAACUCAGCCAGAGUCAGCCUCAGCACUGCUGGGAAAAAAGGGACCAGGAAUUCAAUCAACCUGGGUAACCUUCCUUCAGCAACCGGAGAGGACUUGAGCAUAAAUCUGCAUCUCAACCUCAACUUGAACCUGACUCCUGGUUUAAAUUCUGGCCGCGGGUUGCUGGACAAUUCUAAAAAUGGCAGUUGUGGUGCUUUAAGGGGUGAUUUUCCCACAACUUCCACUGUCUCUGUCUCUGCCUCAUCACUUUCUUCUGUUACACCCACCCCAGCGCUGAGAUCACGUCCUCGCAUUUCAACUUGUCCAAGCAGCCUGAGCCACCGCAGUUCCCUGGAGGUCCCUUCAGGGUCUGGGACCAGUCCUGGGUUUGGGUCAUCCGCCUUCUGUCGCUCAUUAGACUGGAGCAGCGGAGCGCCACCUGAGACUGGACAAUCAGUCUUUAGUACAAAUACUGGAUCAGCUCCUGGGUCUCAGCGCAGCAGCUUGAUCCAAGAGUCCAGCUCUAGUCCCAAGUUAAGUGAAGACUCCCCCAUGGUGGGGGAGAUCUCCCGCCUGUCUGGCCUGUCUAGAGCUGUUGUGGUUGGACUGAUGGAACAAGGUGUGGAGCUAGAUAUUGACUGCUUCCAAACAGAUACUGCAGGUGAGGUGAGAGGUCACAGUAAAACUCACCUGACAGCCCAGACAGAUCAGCCACUUGACUAUACCAGGCUGACGGACCUGAAUCCCCAGAGACCGAUACAGCUCUCUCUCAGUGUCACCCAUUCUCCACAGUCUCAGUCCAGCCUCACCCCUCCUCUCUCACACUCCAGCAGCCCCAUACACCCUUACCAGUCUAUCCAUAUUCCCUCUCCCCACUACUCCUCACACUGCCACUACCAGCAGAUCCCUUCCCCAUCUGACCUUCCUUCCUCCACGGCUUCCUCUCCUGCCUCCCGCCCUACACCAAGAGGUCGCUCUCCUCCGCGCCCUCUCCAGCCCUCCCCCCUGGGUGCCACCCCCCUCUCGGUUUUCCGUCGGGAUGCGCCAUUCCAGUGCUCCCUGCCCCGCACCAUUACCAGACCCUCUCCUUUUGAGCAUGGCGGCAUCCAUCCACGAGGUGGAUCCCUUCGGCAGAGUGGGGGAGGAAACGAGGGUGGCAGCAAGUGGAAGAGGGGUGAGGGAGACGGGCUCUACAGGGGAAAGCAUGCCUCCCAUAAGUUGAUCAGGGCAGCCACAGUGAGCAGCUAUGCCAGGAGAGAGGACUACAGCUCAGUUUGGGGGGAGGAUGAGGAGAAGGCACAAACAGCAGCUAAGAAGUCAUCCAACAAACUCUGGAGGGGUUUUGAGGGACGGCUAUGGGGCAAAGAGUCUGAAAGUGAAAAGGAGGAGAUGGACAGAGCUGAGUAUGGCUAUGGCUGGAGGAGGAACAGCGUUGGAAGCUGGAGGAGGGAGCACCGAAGGGCGAAGGCUUCAUCCAGCAGUGGCGACAAGAGGCCAAAAGUGGAUAACUCCCCCAUCUUCUCAAAGAAGAGGGGGAAAGAGGAUGGGGAGAGACGCAGCUCCAGCCUCAGGCUUUCUCGGAGAGCUCUGUUCAGGAGUGAGUCUCAGGGCUUGCUGGUGCCUCGUAACCACAGCGAGGAGCCCACAAAGCGGUCGCACUGGGUCUCCUCCUUGGAUGUGGGACCAGGUGGCAUGGGGCUCAGCAGAGAUGAAGGCGUAAGACUUCUCAGAGCAAAGGGGGAGGACAAACGGCUGUCCUCCACUGCCAGCCUCUUCAACCUCUCUCGUUCUCAGAGCCUAGAAGGCAGCUGCCAUUCACUCUCCCCUCUCUCCUCCCCUUCAUUUUCUCCUUCCCCUCCUCCACGGAUGCCCCUCCAGCGCUCCCGAUCACUGAGGGAUUUGGGGAGGAGAGUGUUUGGCUCCAUGAGGUCCCUGAGUCUCAAACGGAAGCCAUCCAAGAAGUGACACUUCUACAACAAAUGAACAUCAAAGUAGAUGCAUCUUCCAUGUGUUGAAUUUAAACCACCAGUGAUGUUUGGUGUUAUAUUUGAUGUAACAGGAAGUGCCAUCAUUUUAGACUUUUCAAAGUUUUAUGACUGAUCAGACAGUUACACUGCCUCUAUAAAACUGGCCAUAAGAUAUCCGCCAGUCAUUUCAUUCAUCACAAACAUGAUGGAAGUUCCUCUCAGGCACAUAAAGUCUGUACCACCUGCUAUUAAUUUUGUUCAAAGCAUAAAUCACUAAUUCAUUCAAGAAAUGGUUUCGUAAAAUUUGAAAGACAUAGCCACUUUUUCUAAGCUCUCAAAAAGCUACAAAAUACCUGUCAAAUUCCUCCAUAUAUGUUCUGUAGCAUAGUUGGAGUGCUUUGAAGCUUUUUGUAGUAGAAAACCACGUGUUUUAAACUGUGUGUCCUACAGUAGCACGCAAGAGUGCUUUAGGAUGCAGCACAGAACACGGAGAGAAGUGAGUGAAGGAAAUAUACAGACUGUUGACACAUUAAAAGGAAAAAACAGAGCCCUUUGGCUCUACACUGAGGGGAUCUGGUGGCUUUGUUAUGCUGUGGGGGCAUUUUCCUGUCAUUAUUUUUGUUCACUUGUCCCCUGAGAGGAAAUUAUCACUGCAAAAUCAAUACAUUCUGAGUGAUCGCCUUUACCCGAUGACGGGAUUGGUCUCUCCCAGGAUGACAGUGUCCCCCAUACAUAAGGCAUGAGGACUCACUGAAUAGUUUGAUGAAAAUAAUGUGAAUCAUGUGCUUUGGCCUUCACAGUCACCAGAUCCCAAUCGAACUGAACACCUAAGGGACGUUUUGAACAAAUGAGGGAAUAUAUUUGGGAAGAAAGCUGUUCUUCCUUCCAGAGUUCCAGACUUGGAGAAUCGAUGCUAAGGAGCACUGAAAUUAUUUUGAUGGCAUGUGAUGACUCAACACCUUACUGAGACACUUUAUGUUGGCUUUUCCUUUAAUUUGUCACCUACAUCUAAGUGGCCAGUUUAUUUAGGGUUGAAUUAUUCCUUUGAGGAGCUAAAAAUCCUUUUAAAAUCUUCCUUAGUAUUGGUUUGAGUGGAGUUUUUCAUUGUGUGAAUGCUGUUUUAAAGGAUCUGUCAACUCAACAUUAAAACUAUUCUGGGAUCCUUUCAUGGCAAAGUAUUUCAAUUUGAAGAUGCUUAAAAUUAACUUAUAGUAUUGACUGUAAGAAGCUUCAUUAUGAUAUAGUUGAGCCCUCCUUUAACCAUGAGUAUGGAUGUGUGUGUGCACACUCCCCUUCUGCAUGCUGCUCUGUGACUUGUUCAGUGAUUAUAGCUAUUGUGAGAAUGUGAUAUUCCUCUUUGAUUAUGGGUAAUAUUGCCUCUGAAGUACAAUCAUAUUGGCCAAAUAAUGACCAAAACCAAGCAAAUACUCUUUAAUUUGAUAUUUUGCUCAGGAUUUUGAAAUAAAUAUUGAAUGAUUAAAAUAUUGAUGAGUUAUUUGAGAUAAAUUUGUGGCUUCUCAUGGCUUAUAACUAAUAAAAGAAACUGAUAACCAAA
Molecule: messenger RNA, 5223 nt
Organism: Amphiprion ocellaris (clown anemonefish)
Lineage: Eukaryota; Metazoa; Chordata; Actinopteri; Pomacentridae
Product: mucin-2
Exons: 4
Coding region: 421-3666 (1081 amino acids)
Biological process (GO): negative regulation of nodal signaling pathway
Cellular component (GO): cytoplasm
Source: RefSeq, a predicted model, not a curated record